Molecule: messenger RNA, 1550 nt
Organism: Diospyros lotus (date-plum)
Lineage: Eukaryota; Viridiplantae; Streptophyta; Magnoliopsida; Ericales; Ebenaceae
Product: protein trichome birefringence-like 31
Exons: 5
Coding region: 129-1427 (432 amino acids)
Cellular component (GO): Golgi apparatus
Molecular function (GO): O-acetyltransferase activity
Source: RefSeq, a predicted model, not a curated record
AAAUGCUUCAAACCAAAGCAACAUCGUGGCAAGACUCGUCGACCCAAUAAGCAACAGCCUAAUCUAAAAGCAACCAAGAAACUACAGAACAAUGGCACCAUCACAAUCACCACAUUCACCGGCUCAAAAUGAAGAAGGCACCGCCUUUCCUCAACCGCCACGGCCAAGUCCAGUGCCUCUUCACCGCUGCGUUGGCCUCCCUCCUCGUGCUCGGCACGGCCCGACUCGUCCUCGACGGCUUGAAGAACAGCCACAGCCCUGUUCUGCAGCUGCUGAGCAGGCGUAAUCCGGUGAGAUUGCCAGUGAAUGUGUCUGAUGAAGAUGUUGUUGAAGUAGGCUGCAAUGUCUUUGAGGGGAAGUGGGUGUGGGACAAUGGCUCCUACCCACUCUACACAGAAGAGAGUUGCCAGUUCCUGGUCAAGCAAGUGACCUGCCAGAGGAAUGGGAGACCUGAUGCCCUUUAUCAGAACUGGAGGUGGCAGCCUAACACGUGCAAGUUGCCAAGGUUUAAUGCUUUGAAGUUGCUGGAGGUACUGAGGGACAAAAGGCUGAUGUUUGUAGGGGACUCAAUACAGAGAGGCAUGUUUGAGUCAAUGGUCUGUUUGGUACAGUCUGUAAUUCCUGAUGGAAAGAAGUCCCUGCAGAGAGUUCCUCCCAGAAAGAUCUUCACAGCCAAGGAUUACAACGCGACGAUAGAGUACUUCUGGGCGCCCUUCGUAGUCGAGUCGAAUUCGGAUAACGCAAUAAACCAUACUGUACGAAAGAGACUGGUCAAGCUCGACUCGAUAGCCAAGCAUGGUAAGCAGUGGGAAAGCGUCGACAUUUUGGUGUUUGAGAGCUACAUAUGGUGGAUGUACAAACCCCAGAUCAACGCAACGCUAGGGUACCCUUACAAUGUCCAGGAGUACAAGGUAACCACUGCAUAUAGAUUGGCAAUGGAAACAUGGGCAAGAUGGUUAGAAGACAGAAUCAACCCUCACAGCCAAAAGGUCUAUUUCAUGAGCAUGUCUCCAACACACCUAUGGAGCUGGGAGUGGAAGCAUGGCAGCAAGGGGAACUGCUUUAAUGAGUCACACCCAAUCCAGGGUCCAUACUGGGGAACUGGUUCAAACCUUGAAAUCAUGGGGAUAGUGAGAGACGUCUUGGGGCAACUACAAAUUGAUGCCACACUAUUAAACAUCACCCAACUGUCCGAGUUUCGGAAGGACGGGCAUACCUCAGUUUAUGGGGAGCGUAGGGGCAGGCUCUUGACCAAAGAGCAGAGGGCAGACCCAAAGAAUUUUGCUGAUUGCAUUCACUGGUGCCUUCCUGGAGUCCCUGAUACUUGGAAUGAAAUCCUCUACGCACAUGUACUACAGGAUUACAGGUCAAGGAAAAUUAAACCUCCACCUGCACCUGCACCUGCUCCUGCUCGUCACAAGACCUAAGUGUAUAAUCAGAUUGAUUGACGCAUUUCAAAGUUUCAACACACCUCUUUCGAUCUCCAGGUUCGAAGUAAGCAAAAUAGACUUUACGGAAUGGAUAAAUAAAUAGAUAUACCCUCAAACUAA